Frankliniella occidentalis (western flower thrips) is the source of this 1310-nucleotide messenger RNA. RefSeq lists its product as uncharacterized. Gene Ontology annotation, molecular function: odorant binding; olfactory receptor activity. NCBI's taxonomy places the organism in Eukaryota, Metazoa, Arthropoda, Insecta, Thysanoptera, Thripidae. Bases 51 to 1151 code for a protein of 366 amino acids. Gene Ontology annotation, biological process: sensory perception of smell. Gene Ontology annotation, cellular component: membrane. The record is from RefSeq and is a predicted model, not a curated record. The transcript is spliced from 6 exons.
GUGGCCUUGAUCAGUGCAUUCAGAACAGAUGAGGCUGAGCAGGUCACAAGAUGGACCUAGCCGCGGCACUUCGAUGGUGGCAAGACCGUCUUAUACCCAGAGAUGGACGAUUGUUAUCGAAGAUUGAAUGCCAACUUUUUGGAAAUAAGACCUUCAGCUACUACCUCUUUGGUGUGUUCUGUGCCUGCACGUUAAGCGCUGCCUCAAAGGACUCUGGGCUCAAGCUUCUAGCAGCCCUACGUCUAGUUGUGGCCCUUGCGUGUUGCUACGGUAUGACUCUUUACUUCGCCAUCAGCUCACAAGCAGUUCACGCUCUCUUCGGAUCCACGGCUGAAGUUGCUCAAGACAUUUUCGCUGGAGGAGCGUUCAGGCCAUUUGAAGUAAGAGACGUUCUUAGGCCAAUUUUUAGACAGUCCAUUGUGGUCUGUCUCUACCCGAAGGCAGACGCGAGCAAGCUGUUUAAACGCAUGCGCCUUGCGUACAGGAUGGCACACCUAUACGGCAUUAGUGCCUCUGUCAGUCUGGUGCUUCCCGUCAUCCUGCAGGGCAAACUGCUCUUGGAAAUGUGGCCGUGGUUCGACGGCGAGCUAGGUGUCUGGCUUGGUAUGGUGCUCCAAGCAGCCACCGGCUACCCGGCAUGCGUCCCAUGCUUCCUGGGCAUUGUGAUCACCAUAUCUGUGAGCGAGACGCUACGAAUGCUCUGCCUCAUAGUCGCAACACAGCUCAGGGGGGCGGAGACGGUGUUUCAAGUUCAAGAGGCUGCGCGCCGCCACGCUGCUCUGUGCGCCCUUAUAGGGAAGGCCCGCACCCUGCUUGAGUUCCCCAACAGCGCGCUGACCUUCACGUUCCUGUUUGUGCCCGGCGUGUCAACCGUGCUUGUGGCCCGCGGAGCCUUUGAUGGCUUCUGCCUUCCCUCCGUUCCCUACGUUGUCAUCUUCUUCACCUUGUGCCUGGGUGGUCAGCGCCUCGAGGAAGCCACCGAGGAGUUGGCAGAGGCAGGCUACGCCGCGUGCGGGCAAAGUCCACUGGAUCGCGAAAACGGCAAAUUUAGCAAAAACGGUCGGGUCGCAGGCCCGAGCGUCGCCGCCGGCAGGCCAAGCAAGCCCGGCCCCUGCCGAACGGAGUUGCCGGCGCUGCGAAGCGGAGUGUGAACACUUUAUUUACCAAGUGCAUGCCGCUGUUGGAUGACCCCGCCCACCAAAAGAAUCCUUUCAGAUAAGCUAAUGUUUUGGUUACACCAAAGUGGUUUCCUAACCCUACUUGCUCAUGAUAUACUUUCACUGUUUGUUUCACCAACUUUUGUGGCAAAA